Molecule: messenger RNA, 1020 nt
Organism: Cotesia glomerata
Lineage: Eukaryota; Metazoa; Arthropoda; Insecta; Hymenoptera; Braconidae
Product: thiamin pyrophosphokinase 1
Exons: 5
Coding region: 152-964 (270 amino acids)
Biological process (GO): thiamine diphosphate biosynthetic process; thiamine metabolic process
Molecular function (GO): ATP binding; thiamine binding; thiamine diphosphokinase activity
Source: RefSeq, a predicted model, not a curated record
UUUUUGGAGACAUGUAAUGUAUAUUAAAAUUAAAACAUCAAUGAAAUAUCAUAAAAAAUAAUAAAUAAUAAAUUAAUUUUUUAAGACAGUUUUUGCCAUUGAAGAAAUGAACUUUUUGUCAAUAUUUGAUAAUAAACUGAUUUUUUGAAGCAUGGAAAACAACACUAAACUCACUGAAACAUUAUGGGAUCCUGAAAGUAUAUUUUCUCCAUCAUCAGAUUCCAAAUAUGCUAUUGUUAUUUUAAACCAACCAAUUUUAUUAGCGAAAAAAAUUGUAUUUCCUUUAUGGAAAAAAGCACAAAUUAGAGUUGCUGUUGAUGGUGGUACGUAUCAAUGGCUGAAAUACUUAGGACCAUUGGCAGAUGAAGUUCUCUCCGGUAAUUACCUGGAAUAUGCUCCAGAUUUAGUGACAGGUGACUUUGAUAGUAUUUCACCCGAUUGCAUGGAUAAAUUGAAAAAUACAAACGUUAAAGUAAUUGAAACUCCUGACCAAAAUUACACUGAUUUUACCAAAUCGCUAAUUCAACUGUUUAAUGAAUGCAGACAUAAAAAUAUUAAGAUAAAUAAAGUCUAUGUUUUUGUUGAAUCAUCCGGACGGUUAGAUCAUAUUAUGGGUAAUCUAGAUACACUAUAUAAAAGUGAAAAAAUAAUCGAAGAUGAUAAAACGAUUAUUUUAAUAGCAAGUAAUUCUUUAACAUGGUUAUUAAAACCAGGUUACCAUAUAAUUAAAAUUCCUAGAGUUUUAAUUGAAGAUAAGUCAUGGGCCGGCCUUCUACCAGUCGGAGCUUCUGUUAAAACUAUUUCAUCGACUGGGUUAAAAUAUAAUUUAGAUAAUCACACUCUAGCUUUUGGAGAUCUUAUAAGUAGUUCUAAUACGUAUGAUGGAUCAACACAAGUCACUAUAACUACAGAUAGUAAAAUUAUUUGGUCUAUGGGUAUUGAAUCUUUAGUUGAGUUGGAGUAAUUUUACCUCAUUUUACUUAAAAUUAUUUUAAAAAUAAAUAAAUUAUUUUUAAUGUA